Molecule: messenger RNA, 448 nt
Organism: Zea mays
Lineage: Eukaryota; Viridiplantae; Streptophyta; Magnoliopsida; Poales; Poaceae
Exons: 4
Coding region: 59-373 (104 amino acids)
Source: RefSeq, a predicted model, not a curated record
GUGUGCCUCACUUAUAACUUGUGUAACGAUUUUCAUUUGGUGAUCUUGCAGUCUAGCCAUGGAGAGGGUUUCAUCAGCUCCAGAAAUGGAUGAUGUUAUCUCAACUGAUCAGUCAAGCAGAUCAACAAAAAGAAGGGCUAAAGUUUGGGAUUAUGUUGAUUCAGAGCUAGUAGAUGGGAAAGAGAAGGCGAUCUGCAAAUACUCUGGUAGAAUUCUUGGAAAAAAUAGGACAUCACUAUCUCCUGAAACACUUGAAGCUUUAGUCUGUGCCAAAGACUGGUUGAUUGGAUUCAAUGAUGAAGAAGAAGGUGAACCAAUGACAGGAAAGCGAAUGUUUGAUUCAGAUGAUGAAGAAGAUGAUUGGGAAAUUUGAUAUUUAGGUCCAAUGAGCAGAUGUUUAGUAGAAUAGCCUGUUGUUGAGUGUAGCAAGAUCAAUGAUUCAGUGAUA